AUGCAGACGCUCGCGAUCGACGAAGCCAUCGACGCGGCGCCGCCCGACCCGCUACGCGAAGGCGCGCUCCGCGCGUUCGCAGGUCUUUUGCUCAGCGCCGCCGUCGCGCUCGUGGCCGCGCCCGUCGUGUCCAUCUCGACCGCCAUCACGCUGCUGCUUCCGAGUGCAACCUACCGCCGCAUGCAUCUGAGCCUGCUGCGCGCCUUGUGGGCGACCGAGUGGCGGCUACUGCGGCUUCUCGUGCGGCCACGUCAUUACUGUGCCUUUGAGGCGCUGCCCGUGCACGCCAACGUCACGUACGGCUUCGUGUACUUUGGCGUGGUCAAUCUUCUGGAUGUCAUCUGCGCUGCGCCGCCGCUGGUCGCUGCAGCCGCGUCCGCAAAUGUCAUCUACCUCCUCGCCACCGGUCCUCUGGAUGCCGGCAGCGUCGCCUUCGAGUUGGCCUUGCUUCUCUUGGGCCUCGCCGCAGCCAUCCUCUCCUCGCGCCUCGUGGGCUACCGCUUCUAUGUGCCCUUUGCGACCGCGUGGGCGCACAUGCGUGGACGCCCAAUGGUGCCACAGACGCCACGAACACCAAGCCACGAAGACAUUGUGGCGUCCGGCCAUGUCUACCUCGAUAUGGCCGAGCCCAAGUUGUCCGAUGAUCACAGCGUGAGCAGUGCGUACAGCGCAACCAUGCAUGCGUGGGCGAGUGCAGUCGCCGACACGUGCACGCUCUCUACGUCGCACCUACCGCAGUAUGUCGUUGCGACGUCGUCGUCGCCGGCGACCUCUGCGACCGCCUCACCCACGUCACCAGUGCCGAAAGCGGCGACUGUCUACUUGCACAGCAUGAGCACGAAUGAUAAUCCCACCAGCAUCAUGCUCGCACCACCUGCGCACCGACUGCAGCCGCCGAUGGUCUGCAUGCCGUCUGCACCGACCGACGACGAGAUGCUGCUGCAAGCACGCACAUCACGCCACAUGGUCCCAAUGGUCACGCAGCUCGAGCGCCGGGCGUCGCAGCAGUCGUCGUCGAGCGAAGAAGAGGACUUUCAGGCGCUCUGCGACUCGAUCUUGCAACGCCACGGCCGGCGCUACGACGUGCUCAGUCCACCGCCGACGCCCGACGUCCGGCACCGGUCGCUGCCGUCGUCGAUUUCGUCGGCGACUUCGGACCAGGUCUUUCGAGGCCUCGACGACCCGCCGCAGUUUACAGCAUACGCGCCACGGCGCAUUGCCAUGGGCGCCGCGUUCGACUUGAGCAUCUACUGCUUUGGCGGGCGCGACGCUGCGGACAUCGUCGAGGUCGCACACACACACGACGCGGAGAGCCGCAAGGUGACGCGGACGAUCGACCUGCCGCUGACCAAGGGCACGCACGUGACCAUCUCGGCCACGGUCCCAGACGGAUUUCGGCUCUUGGACGCCGCGCACACUACGUUUGUCUGGACAGGCAAACUCGAGCACAUAAGGUUUCCGAUCUUUUGCGAAAUGCACGCGUCCAUGCCGCGGACGCCGCACACGGUGGUGGUGACGGUCGUGGCCAAUGACUUUGCUGGCGUCCUCCACUGCACUCUCGUCGUCGGUCCUAAUGUCUCCAAGCACGUGCAGUGUCAAGACGAGUGGUAUCGCUUGACGCCUGUCAGCGACCGUCUCGAGGCGCUGCCGUCCAGCUACAAGGAAAUCCCCUUUUCCGAGCUGCACAUGAAGCGCUGGAUCGGCGCGGGCUUCUUUGGCGACGCGUAUCUCGCCACGUAUGCUGGUCGUGACGUCGUUGUCAAGACACUGCGUCAGACGGCCGACGACGUGGCGGCGCUGCAGCACGAAGCAGCCGUCUCGGCGCUUCUCGGGCACCACCCGUGCGUGGUUCCCUUUGUCGGCGCGUGCACCGAUCCCUCGGCGCCGCUCGCCAUCGUGACCGAGUACAUGCCGCUGGGGUCGCUCGCGGGCGUCGUUGCCUCGCCGUCGGCUUCGACCAUGUACCCGUCGUCGGUGCGCACGAGCAUGCUCCGCGACGCCGCCAACGGGCUGCUGCACCUGCACAACAAUGCGUUCUUGCACCGAGACAUGGCCGCGCGCAACUGCCUCGUCGACGUUAACGGGCGCGUCAAAAUCGCCGACUUUGGCCUCGCGCGGCGCGGCGCGGUGCUCGAUGCGAGCAUGAGCGUCGGCCCCCUCAAGUGGAUGGCGCCCGAGAGCCUCGCGCCACCCCACGUGUUUUCGUCGGCCUCGGAUGUCUUUUCGUUUGGCGUGACCAUGUGGGAGGUGUACAGCGGCGCCAAGCCGUUCGAUGGCCAGCACGCACGCGACGUCGCGGUCCGCGUCUGCGAAGGCGACCGGCUCCCGCUCGCCGACGUGCACAUUCCAGAGGCGCAGUUGGAUCUGAUCGCUCGGUGUUUUGCGGCCGACCCGACAGCGCGCCCGAGCAUGGCCGAAGUCUACGCCCACCUCGCAUAGUCCCUAGUUGUUUGUGUCGUCGACUCGUAUACGCUAUCAAAGAUGUGGGGCAGUGGACUUGGAGGCUUGAGUGCUUCGGCAGCUGUUCCCCAUGUCAUAAUGCAAGCGUCUCAAAAUAUGGGUUUGCCUG
Messenger RNA from Saprolegnia parasitica CBS 223.65, 2569 nucleotides. RefSeq names its product serine/threonine protein kinase. The coding region runs from base 1 to 2439 and encodes 812 amino acids. The record is from RefSeq and is a predicted model, not a curated record. Gene Ontology annotation, molecular function: ATP binding; protein tyrosine kinase activity. The transcript is spliced from 3 exons. Lineage: Eukaryota; Oomycota; Saprolegniomycetes; Saprolegniales; Saprolegniaceae. Gene Ontology annotation, biological process: protein phosphorylation.